Messenger RNA from Ornithodoros turicata, 2168 nucleotides. RefSeq names its product prolyl 4-hydroxylase subunit alpha-2-like. The record is from RefSeq and is a predicted model, not a curated record. Bases 415 to 1944 code for a protein of 509 amino acids. Gene Ontology annotation, biological process: peptidyl-proline hydroxylation to 4-hydroxy-L-proline. Lineage: Eukaryota; Metazoa; Arthropoda; Arachnida; Ixodida; Argasidae. Gene Ontology annotation, molecular function: procollagen-proline 4-dioxygenase activity; L-ascorbic acid binding; protein binding. Gene Ontology annotation, cellular component: endoplasmic reticulum. The transcript has 3 exons.
CCAGCGAGGCUGGUUCACGAUGUGAAGAGAGAGAGAGAGAAAGAUGAAAGGGUUCGUUCACUGAAUAGGAGACUACGCUGCAGGAGAAAGAAUCUGAAUGACAAGAAAGCGUGGAGAAAGGUGAUCUCACGGGGCUUCCCUAGGAAGCAAGCCGUUGAGACAGCGUCACAUCGAACACGCGCAGCAUUACUCAGAGAUGCGAGCCCAUUGUGCUGAUCGGGCUUCGGCUCGGCUUGUGGCCGCAGCCAGGCUUCGCUUGCGUGAUGGACGAAGAAAAGAAUGCAUUUUCCGCAAGAGCGAUGAUUCAGAUAUAACGGCUUUAUUGGGGUGAACAGCGACGCCAACUCGUUCUGUACAAUAGAGAAGAAGAAUUAAGACGACGACGAAGAAGUUUGAGGAACGCUGCAGUGCAAUAUGAAUGGAAUGACCCGUGAGUACUUGGUGCCGCUCACCCUUUCUAUCCUGAUUCAGCUUGGCAGAUGGCACGGAGGACAUUGCCAGCCCACACCAGAUCUGUACACGUCUACCCGUGAACAGACGCAACUGCUGCAUACUGAACGCAUGGUAACUAAAGCUCUGCAGGAGUACGUCACGCUGGAGGAAGAACGCCUCUCCCGCUUCGAGCGAUAUUCUGCGCACCUUUUGCACGAUUUAGAGGGCUGCAAGAUACUAUUGCACAAUCUGUACGGCGGAUCUAGACCCGAAAUAUCGAGUCGCAACGUGGACAACUUGACCGUCACAGUUUCAGGUACCGUAUUUCCGACAAGAACAGACUUGGAAGGUGCCGCAAUAGGGCUGUGUCGGCUGCAGAAAAUCUACCAUCUGAAUGUAUCUAGUCUAAUAGAGAUGAGGACACCCCUCUUGCCCCUACCAACUUCAAAUGAGAUGACUGAGAUAGCGUACAUGUGCUUGCUAAAGGACUAUAAGACUCCCAUUGACUGGGUGCAGGAAGCAAUGAAAGUAGCCAGAAACAGCAGCAGUGCCAAACAUAGCUUUAACGACAUCAUGGCGCUUUCAUUGCUCAAGAGAAAGCAAGUAUCUUCCGCUAUGGCCUUUGCCAGACAAGUUAUUCGGUAUCCACCGGAGAGUGUUAACGUAUCGGCUACCUUCCGCCAAUGGAAGACAAACUCAAGUGCUAAGAAAAACCCGCGUGAACCUGUAUCACCCAUGGAAGCUGAUGCGUACUAUUUUGCCAACACUUGUUUACAACGGGAAGAUUUGAGUCCGAGAAGAAGCUCUAAGUUGACAUGCAGAAUGACAACAGCCGGCGGUAACCCAGCAAUGCUCCUUCAACCAGUGAAAGUGGAAGUGCUGUCUGCCGAUCCGAUUAUAAUCUUAUACCAUGAUCUGUUGAGUAGGGAAGAGUGCGAAUCGAUGUGCGAUGUCACAAAGAACAAGCUAAGUCGUACAACCACAGAGACGUUACCAGCAUAUCGAGUAGGAAAGUUGCUUUGGCUCGACGACGGUGACAACGCGGUCGCUGCGAGGAUAUCACGACGUAUAUCAGCAGUUACUGGACUGAGUACUAAUAAUGCAGAGGCACUUCAGAUAGUCAACUACGGACUGGGUGGUCACUACGGACCCCACAACGACAACUGGUAUCCAGGAGCUUCACUGGAGGACUACACUGUGCAAAAUGACUUCCGUUUAGCAACGGCUCUCCUCUAUCUCUCAGACGUGGCAGCCGGUGGCUCUACGGUUUUCCCGAAAUUGGACAUCGUAGUCAGGCCUAAAGCUGGUCUGGCUCUCUUCUGGUUCAAUAUGAAGACUCCUGGGGAAAAUGAGACUGAUUACGUGCGGACAUGGAGCGAGACACGCAUCAGAGAUAUGCGGACGUUACAUGGCUCCUGCCCAGUCUUGAGAGGCUCCAAAUGGAUUGCUACGAAAUGGCUCGUAGAAAGCGGACAGUACAAAGUUAACUACCAAUUACCCCUAAGUGGGUGACGUCGUUUGGAAUAUGCUUCUAUGCCAAAACUAACGUCUCGUUGAAUUCCCCUGCUGUGUGUUUCUUUCUUUUUUCUUUCUUUUUUUCUCACUCAAUUCAAUGAUUCUGGGUGUGGAUUGAACUGGACAGGUACGCCGUUCUUGCGCUCGAAAUUCGAGUGUUCCUGUCUCAUGUGUUCACUGUUAUGCACUGUUGUCUCUCUGUAUAUUGUGACUCUGUUGGG